Molecule: messenger RNA, 672 nt
Organism: Sclerotinia borealis F-4128
Lineage: Eukaryota; Fungi; Ascomycota; Leotiomycetes; Helotiales; Sclerotiniaceae
Source: the annotation of a GenBank genome assembly
AUGCCAGACAAGGACGCCGGCGAGACAGAAUGGACAAUCUCAGGUCGCUAUACAGGGCGAAGUGAUAUCCCUCUGACUCCUCACGGAGAGAAACAAGUUUCUUCUUCUGCGGGUGUGAUGGUUGGCCCAGGCAAGAUCAUCGAUCCCUCCAGACUCGCCCACAUUUUCAUAAGUCCACGCACGAGGGCACGUCGCACAUACGAGAUUCUUUUUGAUGGAAAUACACGGGAGGCACUUGGAGCUAAGACGGAUAUCACUGAGGAUAUACGGGAAUGGGAAUAUGGUCUCUACGAGGGACUUCUCACUGCUCAGAUUCGAGCUGCUAGAAAAGAAAAGGGUUUGGAUGGUGAGAGACCUUGGAAUAUCUGGCUUGAUGGCUGUGAAGAGGGUGAGUCUGCGGCUGAGGUAUCGGAUCGGUUGGAUUCGGUUAUUGCGAAGAUUCGUGAGAUGCAGGCACCUUACAUGAGUGGGGAGAAGGGUGUGGAUGUUGUUCUGAUUGCACAUGGUCAUAUCUUGAGAGCCUUUGCGAAACGGUGGAUUGGGUUUGAGCUUGGGAGAGCACUACCCAUGAUGCUUGAACCUGGAGCUGUCGGGGUCUUGAGCUAUGAACAUCAUAAGGUUGACGAGCCAGCUUUCUUGUUGGGUGUGAAUAUGGGUGCUGGGGAAGAGUGA